Molecule: messenger RNA, 1827 nt
Organism: Ascoidea rubescens DSM 1968
Lineage: Eukaryota; Fungi; Ascomycota; Saccharomycetes; Ascoideales; Ascoideaceae
Exons: 2
Coding region: 1-1827 (608 amino acids)
Biological process (GO): phosphatidylinositol dephosphorylation
Cellular component (GO): endoplasmic reticulum
Molecular function (GO): phosphatidylinositol-4-phosphate phosphatase activity
Source: RefSeq, a predicted model, not a curated record
AUGGCUUUACAUUCCUCAAAAUCAUUGCCCAUUGAUCAUUCCCUUGCUGAUAACAGCCCAAAAAACAUACGUAAUAAUCCACAAUUUACUUCUGGGAUUUUUGGCGUUUUACAGUUGAAAAUAACUGCUCAUAUCAUUAUAAUCAAAGAUGUUGUCGAAGUUGGUAACUUGUUCAAUCAACAUGUAAUCUAUAAGAUAAAACAUUUUGAAAUACUACCACUUUUGUCCUCAACCAUCACCAAAAACUUAAUUUCAAACGACAAAGACGAAAAUUACUACUUGUAUUUAUUGAAAAAACAAUUGAAAUCAGAAAGCUUUUACUUUUCCACCACUUUAGAUUUAACCAAUUCAUUUCAGAAAAGCAAAGCUUCUAAUAUUAUUAAUUCUCCUGAUUUCAAGCCUAAUUACCCUUUCUAUUGGAAUUCCUUUGCCCUGAAACCCUUGAUAGAGUUAGCCGCAAAGAAUCCCAUUUUCAAAAAUUUUUUAUCAUAUGUCGUAAAUGGAUUUAUUGAUCUUGGAAGCUUUCAUCACCAUAAAGAUACAAAGUUUAGAAUGGCUUUGAUUACUAGGAAGAGCAAGUUUAGAGCAGGCACUAGGUAUUUUAGAAGAGGUAUCGAUAAGGACGGUAACGUUGCCAACUUUAACGAGACUGAACAGUUACUAUUAGUUUCAAAUAAUGAUUUAAAAAAUGGUAAAUCCACAUUAAUUAUGUCCUACAUUCAGAUAAGAGGCUCAAUACCUGUUUACUGGGCAGAAAUUAAUAAUCUAAAAUACAAACCUCCAUUAGCAAUUGGUGAAUUUUCUUCAACCUCUUCUGCUGAGCUUCAUUUUCAAAAUAUUUUCACCAACUAUCACAAUGAAAAAUUGGUUUUGAUUAAUUUGAUAAAUUCCACUGGACAUGAAAAAAAAAUUAAGGACAAAAUCAAUUAUAUUUACUUUGAUUUUCACGAAAACUGCAAGAAUCUUAAGUUUGAAAACGUGAAUAUUUUAAUUGAACAAUUAAUUAACUCUGGUGAUUUAAAUAAUGACGAAUUUUCAGUUUCUAAAAUUGAUACAACAGAUCACAUUACAACACUUCAAAGCCAGAAAAACAUCUUAAGAAGCAAUUGUAUGGAUUGUCUUGAUAGAACAAAUGUAGUUCAAAGUUCAAUUGCUGAAUAUGUUUUACAAAAACAAUUUGAACACUUAAACAUUAUUGAAAAAAAUGGUAUUAAUUUUACUCAAAAAUUUCCUAAAUUUUUCUUGGAUUUUAAAAAGAUUUGGACCCAUAAUGCCAAUUCUAUUAGCAAAAGUUACUCAGGUACCAAUGCACUAAAGACUGACUUUACACGAAUGGGUAAAAGAACUCUAUCUGGACUAUUUAAAGAUGCUUACAAAUCAUUGAAUAGAUACUUUUUGAACAACUUUUACGAUGGAUCUAGACAAGACUCAUUUGAUUUGAUUCUCGGGGAAAUUACCCAUGAUGAAUUUUUCUUAAAGGAAAACGAAGGGUUGACUACAAGGGAUAAUAGACCUAUGAUUGUUCAGUUAGUUCCUAAUAUUUUGAAAUCUGCAACUGUCUUGCUUUUAACAGUAAUAUUUUAUCCCAAGAAUAAUUCGUUAUCUAGCCCAACAAAUUUAAUAUCCUUAGGAUGUUGUUGCUUGUCCAUUUUUUUCUCAGCAUAUUUUAUUAUGCAUAAUGGUAUGCAGUAUGUCAAUUGGCCAAAACUAAAGCAAUUGGAUUAUCUCCAAACCCAGGAAAUAUUUUCUAGCCAAAAUCACCCCUCGAUUAAAUAUGUAAUACAUGAUAAUUACCUGUUAUCAUGUUCUUUCAAUAAAAUUCAAUAA